AGAGGAAAAUGAGAUUUACCGUUAGUGAUUUUAACGCAGACCGGGUCUGUGAUUUUUCUGGUGCUUUAUUAAUAAUGUAUGAAGGUUUUUUCUGCCGAUAAGGCCAGACAGCCAGUUAGACGCAGGCUCAGAGCCGGUAAGACACCCGUAGAGCCGAGAGGAGUCGGGUGCGGCAGCCGUUAAUGAUUUAGCCAUGUUAGCCAUCAGAUCGUCAGAGGAGGAGUCCACAGAGAUUGAGGAGAUGGACACCUCAGAGCCCAACUGGUGCUGGUUCUACUUGGCUGAGUGUGGAGUGUGGCACAUGUUCGAGAUUGAUCCCAGUGCAGCCUGUUCUGUGACGAGUUCUCAGAUUGAGCAGUGCUACAACAGGAACCAGCGUGGUGUCAUGGAGUUCUACACGGCCAAGUACACGUACAGACUGGACUUCUCAGUUAUGCGACAGAUAAAUGUAACAACGGGGAAGCAGCGGCCAAUCAAACGCUCCCUCCACUCUGCAACUGGCUUCAGGUUUAUUUGUGAUAAUCUUGCCUUGCCGGUACCCUGUCACUGGGAGAGGAUCAACACAGAUGAACCCUAUCAGCUCAUCCAGCUCGGCCGAGACACAUACGAGUUUAAAGAAGUAGCCAGACUGUACGAGAGGACGAUGGAUCAUCCAAUCAAAUCCAUCCAGAGGAUUCAGAACCUGGACUUAUGGGAGUUCUUCUGCAGGAAGAAAACACAGUUGCGAAAAGUCAAGCGAACAUUGGACAUUGAGGAGCGGAUGCUGUUUCACGGCACAGGACACAGCAACAUACAAGCUAUAUGUACGUUUAACUUCGACUGGCGGCUGACAGGGAGCCAUGGCGACGUCUAUGGCAAAGGGAGCUACUUUGCCCGAGAUGCCAAAUACUCCAGCAAGUUCUGUCACACCACAGGGAAACACAACACCACCUUACAGAGACACGGACUCGCGCCGCCAAUAUUUGCCAGCGAGCCGCCCUAUAAGACGAUGUUCCUGGCCAGAGUGCUCGUCGGAGAAUACACCGUCGGUCAUCCCAUGUACUGCAGACCGCCCUCCAAGGACGCCAGCUUCACCAACUUUUAUGACAGCUGCGUGGAUGAUAUGGCCAAUCCAAAGAUCUAUGUCAUUUUCGACAGCAAUCAGAUUUACCCAGAGUAUCUGAUUGAGUUCUACUGAUGCCUAACAUCUACUUUUUUUAUCAUAAAGGUUGGAUCUCCAGCAUUAAAAAAAAAAAAACGAGAUAAAAAAAAGAACAGACAUUUGAUGUUUUUUUUAUUCAACCAGAUCCAGACCUAACUGGAGCGUGGGUCGUCUAAAGUGCCUUUGGAGAAAUUGGAAAAGCAGGAAGACAACAGAAGACAUUGUGUACAGUUUAUAUACAGUGUACAGUGUGUCUUUAGACGAGACCUUGUGGUUGUGACGUAAAAUGACAACUGAAGAGGAGUCCUUGUGGCAAAUUCACAAUCUGUGCUUGCUCGUUCAGUGAACAAAAUAAGAGUGGCACUCGCAGCCUGUAGAUUAUAGGUGAUAUCCUGCCAUUGGCCACAUCCAUUCCCUCACGUUCACAGUGCCACGCUUAUUUACGAACCAAAAAAAACGUGUUCCAGCUCGCUCAUGAUACACCGUGACCUGUCAAAACCUGUGUGUACAAUGAAUUAUAUAGGCAUGGAUUUCUGUUUAUUUAUUUUUGUCAUAAAAAAAACAAAACGCUUCUACCUCUUUUUUAAACCAUGCAUCAGUGCACUUUAACCCCUUUCUACGAAAGGUUCUGUAACUGUGUCAUAAUGACAUAAAGUUGUGAUGUCGUGUUCACUUGUCGUCCCCGAGUAAUAUGUCGUUUCUGUGUAUCUUUUCUGACUACAGUCUAUAAAAGUCUGGACGAUUGAGCUUCAUAAGAGUUCAUUUUUUUUCAAACCAAAACAAGUUUUAGCGUCACAUUUUUAAAUCAUCUGAGUGUAACGUCACCUCCGGCUGAUUUCUGUCUCUUGAGAAAUAAGCAGGUUUUCUUUGCACCUGGUGUAAAUUUAACAAAAAGAAAAAAGAAAAGAAAAAAAAAUGAAUGUAGCCAGCACAUGUGUAGUACUGUAAUGAAAUUGCUUUGCUGUGUGCAUUUGUUGAAUUCAUGCCAAAAAAGGGGGUUUUUAUCGUAAGUUCUCCACAAGGUGGCGUACAAAAAGUGAAAGGAUGGAUCUUAAGCUACUCUAGUUGAAAUGCAAGAAACCUGAUCUCUUCAGUCAAAUCACUGCAGCUGUGAGUGUGUGAGUAGUAUGUGAACCUAUAUGUGUGUCUGUAAUUUGCACGUUACAACUAAUAAACCUUUUAACAUAAGCACAU
Molecule: messenger RNA, 2335 nt
Organism: Stegastes partitus (bicolor damselfish)
Lineage: Eukaryota; Metazoa; Chordata; Actinopteri; Pomacentridae
Product: poly [ADP-ribose] polymerase 11-like
Exons: 8
Coding region: 194-1177 (327 amino acids)
Cellular component (GO): nucleus
Molecular function (GO): NAD+ poly-ADP-ribosyltransferase activity
Source: RefSeq, a predicted model, not a curated record